This is a messenger RNA of Salarias fasciatus (jewelled blenny), 2500 nucleotides long. It is a transcript of the gene ttll6, whose product is annotated as tubulin tyrosine ligase-like family, member 6. The record is from RefSeq and is a predicted model, not a curated record. The transcript has 14 exons. Gene Ontology annotation, cellular component: ciliary basal body. The coding region runs from base 177 to 2186 and encodes 669 amino acids. Gene Ontology annotation, molecular function: tubulin-glutamic acid ligase activity; tubulin binding. NCBI's taxonomy places the organism in Eukaryota, Metazoa, Chordata, Actinopteri, Blenniiformes, Blenniidae. Gene Ontology annotation, biological process: microtubule cytoskeleton organization; protein polyglutamylation.
UGUCCUUCUUUCUGUCUUUCUUCUCUUCCAGAUGACUGUGGAUCAACCUCACCAACUGCAAAUAUGACAGCGUGCGGCGAGCUGCUCGGCGAUACGGCCUGAGAGAGGCGGCGGAGGGAGACGACUGGACGCUGUUCUGGACCGACUGCUCCGUGUCUCUGGACCGGGUGAAGGACAUGAAGCGCUACCAGAAGAUCAACCAUUUCCCGGGGAUGAGCGAGAUCUGCCGCAAGGAUUUACUGGCAAGAAACAUGAACCGGAUGCUGAAGCUGUUCCCUAAAGACUACAACAUCUUCCCCCGGACGUGGUGCCUCCCUGCAGACUACAGCGACUUCCAGGCGUACACCAGGGCCAAGAAGAACAAGACGUACAUCUGUAAGCCCGACGCCGGCUGCCAAGGCAAAGGCAUCUUCCUCACCAGGUCCAGCAGAGACAUCCAGCCCGGAGAGCACAUGAUCUGCCAGGUGUACAUCUCCAGGCCUUUCAUUCUGGAUGGAUUCAAGUUCGACCUGCGGAUCUACGUCCUGGUGACCUCCUGUGACCCCUUCAGCAUUUUCAUGUUCCGGGAGGGACUGGCUCGCUUCUGCACCACCAAGUACAGCGAGCCCACACACGGCAACGUGGAGGACGAGUGCAUGCAUCUCACCAACUACUCCAUCAACAAGCACAGCCAGAACUUUGUCCGGGACGAGGACACCGGCAGCAAACGGAAGCUGUCCACGCUGAACAGGCACCUGGAGUCCGUCAGCUGCAACACGGAGAAGCUGUGGAACGACAUCGAGGACGUGAUCAUCAAGACCCUGAUCUCCGCUCACCCCGUCCUCAAGCACAACUACCACACCUGCUUCCCCAACCACACGGCCGGCAGCGCCUGCUUCGAGAUCCUGGGCUUCGACGUGCUGCUGGACCACCGGCUGCGCCCCUGGCUGCUGGAGGUCAACCACUCGCCGAGCUUCACCACCGACUCGCCGCUGGACCGGGAGGUGAAGGACGCGCUGCUGUACGACACGCUGGUGCUGCUCAACCUGGGCGCCUGCGACCGCCGCCGGAUCACCAGGGAGGAGCGGCGGCGGGCGACGGAGCGGCUGCAGCAGAACCGCUCCAGAGAGGCCAGGUCGGAGGAGCUGCGGCAGUGCCAGGAGGCCACGGCGCGGCAGACGGAGCGCUACCAGGACAAACACCUGGGCGGCUUCAGGAGGAUCUACCCCCGGGAGGGGGGCGGCGACCAGUACGACAAGUACUUCAAGCACAGCAGCUCGCUGUUCCAGGAGACGGCCGCCUCCAAGGCCCGGGAGGAGUGCGCCCGGCAGCAGCUGCAGGAGCUGCGUCUGAAGCAGGAGCAGAGGGAGCGGGACCAGCGGGGGGGCCGCAGAAAAGACCUGCAGGGCGAGACGGCGGGGGAGAGGGUCAAACCGCGGCGAGCGGCCCCACAGCAGCCCGCUGCGGCCGCCGAGCCGCUGCAUCUGUCCAAAGUGUCUCCUCGUCCAGAGGAAGCAGAGGUCCGAGGAGAGGACGAGGAGGAGGAGGAGGAGCAGAUCAACGCUCUGCUGCAGAGGAAGAAGCUGCUGCAGGACAUGGGGCUGGUGGAUCACAUCAAGCAGCUGCUACAGACCCAGACCCAGACCCAGACCUGGACCCAGCCCCCGCCCCGGGGAGGGCCCGCCGUGCAGGAGCCCGCCUGCAGCCACCAGCAGGGCCGACUCAGACCACCGCAGCCCAAGCUGGACUCCCCGACUCCUCCGACUCCGUUCGCUCAGAGGAGCCAACAGCCGCAGCAGCAGCAGCCGCUCCGACCCGCCGCCGAGCAGAGGAGCCUCGGCGAGUCCGUCUGGCUGCGGCACGAGUCCGCCGGCGCCGGCGUGCAGGGCGGCGUGCAGGGCGGCGUCCAGCGGAGCGUCUGGUCAGUCAGUGGCUGUCCGGCUGCCAGGCAGGACAUCAGGAGCAGUUCAUACGCGGACGCCCGGUCCCGCCCCGGCGUCCCGGUCUUGAGCGUCCCAGUCCCCGGCUCCGGUCCCGGUCCCGGCCCCGCCCCCCCUCGCUGUGCCAUCCCGCCCCUCCAGGACCCCUCGGCCCUGCAGAGCCUGCUGGUGGUCUCGUCCCGGGCCCCUCUGCUCCGGAGGCCUGGCUUCUCUCACGGCGGGCGGAGCUCCUCCCAGAGGGUCCCCCGGCUGGGCAAGGAGCAGUGAGGGAGCGGUGGAGCGGUGGGGGGUCCCGGGGGUCUGGAGGGGCCUCCCAGCAGGACCCGAGCCGGGUCCAGGUUGGACGGAGCGGAAGGUGGAGGGAAGCUGUUCCCCACUCAGCGCCUCCAGGAGGCUGAUGGACUGAAACCCUCCAGAGUGCCAAACAGUCCAGAAACCCUCCAGUCACAGCUGCUUCUGAUUCCUUUACAGUUCAAACACUGGGAGGCUGAAAUCACCUCAGUUAUAAUCAAGAUUUAUUUACUUUAUCCAGACUUAUCAUCUUUUAGUAUUAUUUUUUAGUUAUUAUUAGCAAAUUUGCU